Molecule: messenger RNA, 1391 nt
Organism: Pyrus x bretschneideri (Chinese white pear)
Lineage: Eukaryota; Viridiplantae; Streptophyta; Magnoliopsida; Rosales; Rosaceae
Product: putative L-ascorbate peroxidase 6
Exons: 10
Coding region: 83-1129 (348 amino acids)
Biological process (GO): hydrogen peroxide catabolic process; response to reactive oxygen species; cellular response to oxidative stress
Molecular function (GO): heme binding; peroxidase activity
Source: RefSeq, a predicted model, not a curated record
ACAAGACAUCUUAAGUUUGCUUUGACGGCUACUCGUUAAUUAAAUUGCGUGUAGGAUUUCCUCUGGACUUGGACCCCAUGGGAUGCGGUCCUUUUCCUGUACAGACAUCUCAUCUUCAAAUGCCCACAAACCCAUUUCUCAUUAUCUCAUCCGUCCGUUAGAAAUGGCGCCAAUUACCUCCACCGCCGCCCUCCUCUGCUCCUCAACCCCGUCCAUCUCUACCCCCUCCUACUCCACCACAUUCCCGUUCAUCUUCAGCUUUCCCGCCAAAUCUCCCUCAACGGUCAAUUUUCGCGCCAAUCCUCUUCCCGCCGUCAAUGCCGCCACUUCAGAUCACGUCUUGGGCAGAAGAGGACUGGUGCUUGCACUUACUGCCACACUGCCAUGGAUGCGUCCGUUCUCUGAAUGCACGGCGGUGAAGGCGGCUGAGUCGGAUGGAAGUGAAUAUGAGCUUAUGAAGGAGGAGAUCAGGAAGGUGGUGACGAAGGGAAAGGCGGCCGGCGUGCUUCGUUUGGUGUUUCAUGAUGCCGGGACCUAUCAAAUUGAUGACAAUUCAGGUGGUAUGGAUGGUUCUAUCGUUUAUGAACUUGAUAGACCGGAAAACAAAGGUCUUAAAACUCCUUUCAAGAUUCUAGAGAAAGCAAAGAGUGAGGUGGAAGCAGUACACCCAGUGUCCUGGGCAGACAUGAUUGCUGUGGCUGGAGCAGAAGCGGUUUCAAUAUGUGGAGGUCCAACAAUCCAAGUUCCGUUAGGCAGACUAGAUUCAAAGGAGCCUGAUCCCGAAGGAAAACUUCCUGAAGAAACUCUGGAUGCUUCUGGUCUGAAGCAAAGCUUUCAAUCAAAAGGCUUCUCAACUCAGGAACUUGUUGCUCUGUCAGGAGCCCAUACUAUUGGAAAUAAAGGUUUCGGGAACCCAACGGUUUUUGACAAUACAUACUUCAAAAUUCUUCUUGAGAAACCAUCUUCAGGUAGCAUGAUUGGCCUUCCCUCAGACCGUGCACUUGCCAAGGAUGAUGAAUGCUUAAGCUGGAUCACAAAGUAUGCCGAGGACCAGAAUCUGUUCUUCGAAGAUUUCAAGACGGCUUAUCUCAAACUAGUGAAUUCGGGAGCCAGGUGGAAGAGCUUGUGAAAUAAUUGCAGAAGCGAGCAAACUUGACGUUUAUCACGCAAAGAGAUCAAGAAGUGAAGCGUUGGCAAUAACAGCCGAGUCUUGCUAGAAUGAAGAAUUAAUUAGGUAUAUGUCAUGAAUUCAUGGAUUAGCUGAAAGCUUUAAUUGAAUGAUUAGCUGACAGAUAAGGUGAGACCCCAAGCAAGACUUAUCUUGUACAAUUAACAUUAUAUCAAAUAAUUCAGCCUAUUCAGAUAUGAAAUAAUGAAGUUUUGGACUACAA